CCAUGUGUUAGAUGCUACAUAACCUAUGAGAUCCUUUGAUCGAGGAGAGAGACAGUCGGCAGGAGCUCUCUUCCAAACACAACUAGGAGUGUUUGAUGUGAUGCUUUACUUUUUGUAGUAAACUGCUCUAUUCAUAAAGACUGCUUCAGCGGAGAAUUUCUUUGAACACAUCCACAUGGCAUCAAUAUCAAGAAAAAACACCUUCUCUUGUUUGAUCUGUUUGGAUCUACUGAAGGAUCCGGUGACUAUUCCCUGUGGACACAGCUACUGCAUGAACUGUAUUAAAGGCUACUGGGAUGUAGAGGAGAAGAGAAUCUACAGCUGCCCUCAGUGCAGACAGACCUUCACACCGAGGCCUGUCCUGGUGAAAAACACCAUGUUAGCAGAUUUAGUGGAGGAGCUGAAGAAGACUGGACUCCAAGCUGCUCCUGCUGAUCACUGCUAUGCUGGACCUGAAGAUGUGGCCUGUGAUGUCUGCACUGGGAGAAAAAUGAAGGCAGUGAAGUCCUGUUUGUUUUGUCUGGCAUCUUACUGUGAGAAACACCUUCAGUCUCAUUAUGAUGUGGUGCCGUUAAGGAAACACAAGCUGGUGGAGCCCUCCAAGAAACUCCAGGAGAACAUCUGCUUUCGUCGUGAUGAGGUGAUGAAGAUGUUCUGCCGUACUGACCAGCAGAGUAUCUGUUAUCUCUGCCCUGUGGAUGAACAUAAAGGCCACCACACAGUCUCAGCUGCAGCAGAAAGGACUGAGAGGCAGAGAGAGCUCGAGGUGAGUCAACAAAAGAUCCAGCAGAGAAUCCAGGACAGAGAGAAAGAUGUGAAGCUGCUUCAACAGGAGGUGGAGGCCAUCAAUCAGUCUGCUGAUAAAACAGUGGAGCACAGUGAGAAGAUCUUCACUGAGCUGAUCCAUCUGAUCCAGAAAAGAAGCUCUGAUGUGAAGCAGCAGAUCAGAUCCCAGCAGGAAACUGAAGUGAGUCGGGUCAAAGCGCUUCAGGAGAAGCUGGAGCAGGAGAUCACUGAGCUGAAGAGGAAAGACGCUGAGCUGAAGCAGCUCUCACACACAGGGGAUCACAUCCAGUUUCUACACAACUACCCCUCACUGUCAGCACUCAGUGAGUCUACACACUCAUCCAGCAUCAAUAUCCGUCCUCUGAGCUACUUUGAGGAUGUGACAGCAGCUGUGUCAGUGAUCAGAGAGAAACUACGGGACUUUCUGAGUGAGGAAUGGAGAAACAUCUCACUGACACUCAAUGAAGUGGAUGUUUUACUGCCAACACCAGAGCCAAAGACCAGAGCUGAAUUCUUAAAAUAUUCAUGUGAAAUCACCCUGGAUCCAAGCACAGCACACACACAGCUGUUAUUAUCAGAGGGGAACAGAAAAGUAAAAUUUGUGAAAUAUCAACAAUCUUAUUUUGACCAUCCAGACAAAUUUUUUGGAUGGCUUCAGGUCCUGAGCAGAGAGAGUCUGACUGGACGUUGUUACUGGGAGGUGAGGAGGAGCGGGAGAGGAAUUUUUGUAGCAGUUGCAUACAAGGAUAUCAGCAGAGCAGGGACUUUGAAUGAAUGUGGAUUUGGACGUAAUGAGAAAUCUUGGGCAUUAGAUUUUUCCAAAAACGGUUACACAUUUUGGCACAACAACGUCCAAACUCUUGUCUCAGGUCCUCGGUCCCCCAGAGUAGGAGUGUACCUGGAUCACAGAGCAGGUAUUCUGUCCUUCUACAGCAUCUCUGAAACCAUGACUCUGCUCCACAGAGUCCAGACCACAUUCACUCAGCCGCUCUAUGCUGGAGUCUGGCUUUACAACAAUUAUGGAGACACUGCUGUGUUCAUUAAGCUGAAAUAGACUGAAGUCUUUCACAUGGUUGUGGGUUUAAAUCUGUAUUUUAGUUUCAUAUUAUUUUCUCUCCAUCAUUGUUGUGACAUUUCUGCAUCAGCUGUCAGUCAAACAUUAUGGGUGGUACCUUGACAUCUUCUAGUUGUUCUCUUGAUGCUUUGGAGUUUUUGGUGGAGCUCUUUCCUGUGUCUGUUUAGCCAUGGAGGCUAUCACUGCUCAUAAUGAUUUUGAUUUAGAAAAAUAUUUCUCCACAUGAAAAUGUAAAUUUCUUGAAUAUUACUUGUCAAAUAUUAGUAUUAAUGUAAAAAAAAAAAUCAACAGACCUUCCUUUUGUUCUCAUCACUUUGUAUGUUUGAGAAGAAAUCUGUAAUUGCAUUUACAUUUACAGUCAAACUUUUGACUGGUACAUUAUCUGUUUGGCACACUAUAUUUAUUUUGGUUUUUGGUUUUUAAUUACACAAACAAAUGAGGUAUGAUAAAACUGUGGUUUUAAUGUUUCUAAUCAAUGAUGAAGUCAUUUAUUGUUUUUAAUAUUGAAUGUGUGAAUAACUAGGACAUUUUUCUGAUAAAUAAAACUUUUCGAAUUUUCAAAUUAUUUU
Archocentrus centrarchus (flier cichlid) is the source of this 2430-nucleotide messenger RNA. Its product is annotated as tripartite motif-containing protein 16-like. Gene Ontology annotation, molecular function: protein binding; zinc ion binding. The transcript has a single exon. Bases 176 to 1840 code for a protein of 554 amino acids. Lineage: Eukaryota; Metazoa; Chordata; Actinopteri; Cichliformes; Cichlidae. The record is from RefSeq and is a predicted model, not a curated record.